Molecule: messenger RNA, 1415 nt
Organism: Centruroides sculpturatus (bark scorpion)
Lineage: Eukaryota; Metazoa; Arthropoda; Arachnida; Scorpiones; Buthidae
Product: cytochrome P450 4c3-like
Exons: 9
Coding region: 1-1263 (420 amino acids)
Molecular function (GO): heme binding; oxidoreductase activity, acting on paired donors, with incorporation or reduction of molecular oxygen; iron ion binding
Source: RefSeq, a predicted model, not a curated record
AUGAUUAUUUUAUACACUCCUGAAUCAGUAGAGGCAGUGCUUAGUAGUAAUACAAUUUUGGAAAAGAAAUUUGAAUAUCGAUUUUUGGGUCCAUGGUUUAAGUCUGGUUUAAUUACUAGUAAAGGUACUAAAUGGCGUAUAAGACGUAAAUUGUUAACACCAUCUUUCCACUUUCGUAUAUUAGAAGAUUUCCUUCCAAUUAUAGACUAUCAUAGCCUGAUUUUGGUCCAAAAUUUACGAUCAAAAGUUGGCCCACAACCUAUAAAUAUAGUCUACUGGGUGACAUUAUACACUUUGGACAUUCUAUGUGAAACAGCAAUGGGUAAGCAAAUCCAAGCUCAAAAAAAUAUAAAUAAUCCUUAUUUGGAGGCUCUAAGGAAGGCUUCUGAGAUAUUUUUAUCGAGAAUUUCGAAGCCUUGGUUAUGGUAUGAUACGAUAUUUCAACUCAGUUCAGAGGGGAGGACUUUCAAGCGUUGUGUGGACGUUAUGUGCAACUUUUCAAGAAAGGUAAUUUGCGAGAGAAAACGAGAAUUAUUAUCUGAAGUCGAAGGCAAAAGUUACAAGAAUGACAAUGUUAUAAGAAAGAAGAAAGCAUUCCUUGAUCUUCUUCUUCAUCAUCACUUGCAAGAUGGAUCGUUAACUGAGGAGGAUGUUAGAGAAGAAGUUGACACUUUCAUGUUUGCUGGUCAUGACACUACAGCAGUAGGACUUUCAUGGACCCUCUAUUUAAUUGGGGUUUAUCCAGACGUGCAGGAAAAACUUAAGGAAGAGAUAGACUCUAUUUUUGGUAACGAUAAAGGAAGAGAAGUGACUAUAGAAGAUUUAAGACAAUUAAAGUAUCUUGAAUGCAUCAUUAAGGAAAGCCAACGUCUGUACCCAUCCUUACCACUUAUAGGAAGGGAAAUUCGAGAAGACGUGACGAUCAAUGGUUUUAAGAUUCCUGGAGGAACAUCCUGUUUAGUAGCGACAUAUAUACUUCAUCACAAUCCUGACGUCUAUCCUAAUCCGGAAAUAUUUGAUCCUGAUCGUUUCCUACCAGAAAAUAUUACUGGACGACAUCCUUAUGCAUAUAUACCUUUCUCAGCAGGGCCAAGAAAUUGUAUCGGUCAACGUUUUGCCAUGAUGGAACUGAAAGUCGCGAUUGCUCAUGUUAUGAGAAACUUUACCAUUCGCUCUCUAGAUCAUCGAGAUAAGCUUCAUCUGACAGCAGAGAUGGUACUUAGAUGCUCUGAAGGAUUGAGAAUCACUUUGGAGGAACGUUAAAGAAGAUCUGACUUCUUACACUAGGAAAAUAAAUGAAGACAGUUCUUUGUUCUCACUCGCUAUCGUUUAGGUUUUGCAAGAGAGAACACAAAGUUAAUUCUUGUAGACAUUAAUGGCUUUAAUCUCCUGUUGUUAUAGAUCAAAUAUUGUAC